Gavia stellata (red-throated loon) is the source of this 3284-nucleotide messenger RNA. It is a transcript of the gene CLEC16A, whose product is annotated as C-type lectin domain containing 16A. Gene Ontology annotation, cellular component: endolysosome membrane; late endosome. The coding region runs from base 1 to 3126 and encodes 1041 amino acids. Gene Ontology annotation, biological process: regulation of autophagosome maturation; endosomal transport; endosome to lysosome transport. The record is from RefSeq and is a predicted model, not a curated record. NCBI's taxonomy places the organism in Eukaryota, Metazoa, Chordata, Aves, Gaviiformes, Gaviidae. The transcript has 24 exons.
AUGUUCGGCCGCUCCCGCAGCUGGGUGGGCGGCGGGCAUGGGAAGGCCGCCCGCAGCAUCCACUCCUUGGACCACCUCAAGUAUAUGUAUCAUGUUUUGACUAAAAAUACAACAGUAACAGAUCACAACCGCAACCUGCUGGUAGAGACCAUUCGUUCUAUAACAGAGAUCCUUAUAUGGGGGGAUCAGAAUGACAGCUCAGUAUUUGACUUUUUCUUGGAGAAGAAUAUGUUUGUUUUCUUCUUGAACAUCUUGCGUCAGAAGUCUGGUCGUUAUGUGUGUGUACAGCUUCUGCAGACUCUGAACAUCCUCUUUGAGAACAUCAGUCAUGAAACAUCACUGUACUACCUGCUCUCUAAUAACUAUGUAAAUUCUAUUAUUGUCCACAAAUUUGACUUUUCUGAUGAGGAGAUCAUGGCAUAUUACAUAUCAUUUUUGAAAACUCUUUCCCUGAAACUCAACAAUCAUACUGUACAUUUCUUUUAUAAUGAGCACACGAAUGACUUUGCUUUGUACACUGAAGCUAUUAAAUUUUUUAACCACCCAGAAAGCAUGGUCAGGAUUGCUGUUAGGACUAUAACUUUAAAUGUCUACAAAGUGUCAUUGGACAACCAACCUAUGCUGCAUUACAUUAGAGAUAAAACUGCUGUCCCUUAUUUCUCCAACCUCGUUUGGUUUAUUGGAAGCCACGUGAUAGAACUGGAUAACUGUGUGCAGACUGAUGAAGAGCACAGAAAUAGGGGCAAACUGAGUGACCUGGUAGCAGAACAUCUUGAUCAUUUACAUUACCUUAAUGAUAUCCUUAUCAUUAACUGUGAAUUUUUAAAUGAUGUGCUGACAGACCACCUACUUAAUAGGCUCUUUCUUCCCCUCUACGUGUAUUCAUUAGUCAAUCAAGAUAAGGGUGGAGAGCGUCCAAAAAUAAGUCUCCAAGUUUCUCUCUAUCUUCUUUCUCAAGUUUUUCUAAUUAUACAUUAUGCCCCUUUGGUGAACUCAUUGGCUGAGGUUAUACUCAAUGGUGACCUUUCGGUGUUUUCUUCUAAAGUUGAGCAAGAUAUACAGAAAAACUCAGCAAAGUCAAGUAUCAGAUGUUUCAUAAAACCAACAGAAACACUUGAGAGGUCUCUUGAAAUUAACAAACAGAAGGGGAAGAAGAGGGUGCAGAAAAGACCCAACUAUAAAAAUGUUGGUGAAGAAGAUGAAGAGGAGAGAGGAUCUGAAGAUAACCAAGAUGACCUAGAUAAAACUAAAGGUACAGAAGCGAGUUCAAAGGGCAUCAGAACAAGUAGUGAAAAUGAAGAAAUAGAGAUGGUAAUCAUGGAGAGAUGUAAACUGUCAGAAUUGUCUGUCUCUACUGUGACAGAACAGAAUACAACAGAUGAAGAAAAGAGUGCAGCUGCCUCUGGGAAUGAGAUAACAAACUGGAACAGGCCUUUUCUUGAUAUGGUCUAUAAUGCACUGGACUGUGCUGAAGAUGAUUACUAUGCCCUCUUUGUGCUCUGUCUUCUAUAUGCAAUGUCACACAACAAAGGAAUUGACCCAGUCAAGCUGGAGAGAAUUCAACUUCCGGCUCAACAUGCUGAAGAGAGAAAUUCAUAUAAUCAUGUACUUGCAGAAGGGCUCAUCAGGAUAAUGAAUUAUGCUGCACAACCAGAUGGAAAAAUCCGUUUGGCAACUUUAGAACUUGGCUGCCUGUUGCUGAAGCAGCUUGUGUUUUCUAAAAAUGGAAGCAUCAUAAAAGAUGUUCACCUUGCUUGCCUUGAGGGUGCAAGGGAAGAAAGUGUUCAUCUCCUUCGUCGUUUCUAUAAGGGAGAAGAAAUUUUUCUGGAUAUGUUUGAAGAUGAGUACCGGAGUAUGACAAUUAAACCCAUGAAUGUAGAGUAUUUGAUGAUGGAUGCCUCAAUCUUGUUACCUCCAACGGGGACACCACUCACUGGUAUUGAUUUUGUGAAAAGAUUGCCCUGCGGAGAUGUGGAAAGAACACGAAGAGCAAUCAGAGUUUUCUUCAUGCUCCGUUCGCUGUCACUGCACUUGAGAGAUGAACCAGAAACUCAGUUACCGCUCACAAGGGAGGAAGAUCUGAUAAAGACAGAUGAUGUUCUUGACUUGAAUAACAGUGAUCUAAUUGCUUGUACAGUCAUAACAAAGGAUGGCGGUCAAGUUCAAAGAUUCCUGGCUGUGGAUAUUUACCAGAUGAGUUUGGUUGAGCCAGAUGUUGCCAGACUUGGGUGGGGUGUAGUUAAGUUUGCAGGCCUUCUGCAGGAUAUGCAGGUGACGGGAGUAGAGGAUGACAGUAGAGCUCUGAACAUAAUAAUUCAUAAGCCUGCCUCAAGUCCUCAUUCUAAGCCCUUCCCUAUCCUUCAAGCUACGUUUAUUUUUUCUGAUCAUAUUCGCUGCAUUAUUGCAAAACAACGUCUUGCAAAAGGCCGUAUCCAAGCUCGGCGUAUGAAAAUGCAGAGAAUAGCAGCUCUCCUGGAUCUUCCUGUUCAGCCUUCAAGUGAAGUUGUUAUGGGUUUUGGACACAGCUCUGCAGCUACAGCCCAACACCUUCCAUUUAGAUUUUAUGAUCAGUCACGACGUGGUAGCAGUGAUCCUACAGUGCAACGCUCUGUUUUUGCAUCUGUUGACAAAGUUCCAGGCUUUGCUGUAGCCCAGUGUAUAAAUCAGCACAAUCCAUCACCACUCUCAUCACCAUCACCUUCCAGUGGCAGUGGGAGUACAGGGCGCUGUGAUUCAGUAACUGCAAGCUCAACAUCCACUCCUUCUGCUGCCCAGAGUCCAUCAGAUGACGCUUCAGCUCCAGAGCAGCCUCAGAUGACCAUUUCUGGUCAGACGAUGUUGACUGAUGAAACUCUUUCUGCUGUCUCAAAACCUAGCAAGAAUGCUGUAAAAAACAGUGACAUAGAAACCACAAACCUGUCUCCUAGCCUGAUUCCUGCACAGCAGCCCACAAUAUCAUUAAUAACAGAUGACAAUACGGAUGCACUAAGCGUGGAGUCGCUUACACUGGUGCCACCAGUUGAUCCACACAGCAUUCGAACAUUCAGCUGCAUUCCUCAGUCCUCUUUGCAAUCUGAAGUUGAAGUUUGCAAGGUAAAAGAGGUAGAGGAAGAAUGUUCUGACUAAAGUCAACCUGCAGAGUGUGAUAAACAGUUGAAGCAAAUGCAACCAAAUUCUUCAUUGUUUUUUCUUUGGGAGUGCAGAUACUUCUUGAAGCCUGAGAGGCCAUCUGGUCUGCAAGAAAAGGCCCACUGAUGAAAGAGAAUGUGGGCAGCUUUUAGAGU